UUCCAAUUUCCAAACUUUUAACAAUAAAUAAAACUCUUUCUAUAAAACCCACCUACAAAACCCUCCAAUUCAUUCAUAUAUAUUCAUACAUACAAUUCUCUAAAAAGUAAAAACACACAGCCGCCUCUAAAAAAAUUUCUGUUUUCUUUUACUAAAUCUCAAAAAAAUCUUGAAAACAAAAAUACCCAGAUGGAUCAAAUGAACAUGGACCAUCAAACACAAGAAAUAGGAACAAAGAGACCAAAAACAAAGAUAGUGUGUACAUUAGGACCAGCAUCAAGGUCUGUUCCAAUGUGUGAAAAGCUGUUAAAAGCAGGUAUGAAUGUUGCAAGAUUCAAUUUCUCACAUGGCUCUUUUGAAUAUCAUCAAGAAACUUUGGAUAAUUUGAGGAUUGCUAUGGAAAAUACUGGUAUUAAUGCUGCUGUUAUGCUUGACACCAAAGGUCCAGAAAUUCGAACUGGGUUUUUGAAAGAUGGUAAGCCGGUUCAACUGAAACAAGGUCAAGAGAUCACUAUCUCUACUGAUUACACUAUUAAAGGAGAUAGUGAGAUGAUCUGCAUGAGCUACAAGAAGUUAGCUCAUGACGUUAAGCCACAAAGUGUGAUCCUGUGUUCAGAUGGCACCAUUUCGUUCACUGUCUUGUCUUGUGACACUAAAAAUGGCUUAGUUCGUUGUCGUUGUGAGAACACUGCGGUUCUUGGUGAAAGAAAGAAUGUUAAUCUUCCUGGAGUGAUUGUUGAUCUUCCUACUUUGACUGAGAAAGAUAAAGAAGAUAUCAUGAAAUGGGGUGUUCCUAAUAAGAUUGAUAUGAUAGCUCUCUCCUUUGUUCGAAAAGGUUCUGAUCUGGUUGAGGUUCGCAAGCUGCUGGGACAACAUGCAAAGAACAUCCUUCUAAUGUCUAAGGUUGAGAAUCAAGAAGGGGUUGCCAACUUUGACGAAAUCCUAGCCAACUCUGAUGCUUUUAUGGUGGCACGUGGUGACCUUGGUAUGGAGAUUCCAAUCGAGAAAAUAUUUCUAGCUCAGAAAACCAUGAUAUACAAGUGCAACCUACAAGGAAAGCCGGUUGUAACUGCCACGCAAAUGUUGGAGUCAAUGAUCAAGUCUCCUAGGCCCACUCGUGCUGAAGCCACAGAUGUUGCAAAUGCGGUUCUAGAUGGAACGGAUUGCGUCAUGCUUAGUGGAGAAACCGCAGCUGGGGCCUACCCAGAGCUUGCAGUUCAAACCAUGGCCAAGAUUUGUUUGGAAGCGGAAAGUACAAUAGACUAUAAAGAUGUUUUCAAGAGGAUUGCUGCAAAUGUGCCUGUGCCUAUGAGUCCACUCGAAAGCCUAGCCUCUUCUGCUGUCAGAACUGCUAUCUCAUCCAAAGCAAGUCUUAUAUUGGUUCUAACCAGAGGUGGGAGCACUGCAAAACUUGUGGCUAAGUACAGACCAGGAAUGCCUAUACUGUCUGUGGUGGUUCCUGAGAUCAAGACCGAUUCUUUUGAUUGGUCAUGCAGUGAUGAGUCUCCAGCUAGGCAUAGCCUAAUCUUCAGGGGUUUGAUCCCGAUUUUGAGUGCAGGGUCUGCUAGAGCUUCUGAUGACGAAUCGACUGAGGAAGCAAUAGAAUUUGCCUUGCAGCAUGCUAAAGAGAAAGGAUUGUGCAAGACCGGUGAUGCUAUUGUGGCUCUUCAUCGUGUUGGAACCUCAUCUAUUAUCAAGAUCAUUACGGUUAAGUAAUUCUUGCUCUGAUUUUGCUUUUACCAGACUGCCAAUUUUUGCCCGUGUUGGCCCUAUUAAUAUAUCAGCAAACUAUAGUCGAUUUAGUAUCGGCAAACUGAUCUGCACUUAUUAUUUUGAUGAGAAACUUUAUGUAACCUCCAAUGCGUAUUAAGGCAUUUUUGUUGCUAGUUUUAUUAAUGAUAUAUUAUGACAAUCAUGCUAUGUUUUUGUUCAAA
This is a messenger RNA of Erigeron canadensis, 1934 nucleotides long. RefSeq names its product pyruvate kinase, cytosolic isozyme. Bases 190 to 1716 code for a protein of 508 amino acids. NCBI's taxonomy places the organism in Eukaryota, Viridiplantae, Streptophyta, Magnoliopsida, Asterales, Asteraceae. Gene Ontology annotation, cellular component: cytoplasm. The record is from RefSeq and is a predicted model, not a curated record. Gene Ontology annotation, molecular function: pyruvate kinase activity; potassium ion binding; magnesium ion binding. The transcript has 3 exons. Gene Ontology annotation, biological process: glycolytic process.